This is a messenger RNA of Daldinia caldariorum, 789 nucleotides long. Its product is annotated as dolichol phosphate-mannose biosynthesis regulatory protein. Bases 254 to 526 code for a protein of 90 amino acids. Gene Ontology annotation, molecular function: enzyme regulator activity. NCBI's taxonomy places the organism in Eukaryota, Fungi, Ascomycota, Sordariomycetes, Xylariales, Hypoxylaceae. Gene Ontology annotation, cellular component: dolichol-phosphate-mannose synthase complex; endoplasmic reticulum membrane. The record is from RefSeq and is a predicted model, not a curated record. The transcript is spliced from 3 exons. Gene Ontology annotation, biological process: GPI anchor biosynthetic process.
AUUUGAAGCAAGCCACUGGCCAUGGAGAGUCAUGGUCCCCGUUUUAAUUAUUCAAUUCGCUAGAAUUCGUGUCGCGUCUGAUUUCACGGUAGACUUCAAUUUCUAGCCAGGUCAUCAUCAUCUACCUCAAAAGCCAAAUUCGGGCGAAGCCAACAUUAACUACCUACGUAGAUACUUCUUAUUUUUCGACCACGUUCUUUACUUACUAGUUAAACCUAUCAACUCGAACUUGUUUGCCAUCUUAUAAUUGACAAUGCUCGGCACUCUCGUCGGUUUAGCCAUGUUGGUGGCCGCCUCCGUCGUCUUUCUCUACUACUCGAUCUGGACGUUGGCCAUGCCCUUCGUCGACUCCGACCACCCCCUCCACAACUUCUUCCCCCCACGGGUCUGGGCUAUUCGCAUACCUGUUAUCCUUAUUCUUCUCGGAUGCGCCGUCGUUGGCUCGUUUCUGAGUGUCGUCAUGAUCCGUAGCAACAGGAAGAAAGCUGCCAAGGCCAAGGCCGCAGCAGCUAAGAAGAAGGCGUAGAUGAUAUGUAGCUCAUAUGAUCAGAAAAGAAAAGAAAAACAUAUAGUUGACGUGCGUGCGGGAAUUGGGCAAAGUAGGGCUUAAUUGGACUUUAGUUAUGACAUUGCAAGCGUUGCCCUAAAUCAGCUGGGUGGUCUAUGUUGCUAAAUCUACAUCUUUAAAAAAAAGAAAAAAAAACCUCGAAAGAAAGAAUGAAUGAUGGUCAAUACAGCUCACAACCUGGGAGAUGAAUGCCAGAGGUGAUUUGACGGUAUCUAAUUGAG